This is a messenger RNA of Scomber scombrus (Atlantic mackerel), 8448 nucleotides long. RefSeq names its product WD repeat-containing protein 7. The transcript has 30 exons. Gene Ontology annotation, cellular component: cytoplasm. Gene Ontology annotation, molecular function: protein binding. Bases 140 to 4486 code for a protein of 1448 amino acids. NCBI's taxonomy places the organism in Eukaryota, Metazoa, Chordata, Actinopteri, Scombriformes, Scombridae. The record is from RefSeq and is a predicted model, not a curated record.
GGAGAAGCAGCAGCUAAAAACAAGCAGCAACCCGCAGGAUUUGUUGUUUUCAGUUCGUCACCGAGGAGAAGUUUUGGUCGUUAAGCCGUCAGCUGGCAGGACAUGUUUCAGUAGGAGCUGUUACUGACACAUCACCAUAAUGUCGGGGAACAGCCUGGUUCUACCCAUAGUGCUAUGGGGCCGCAUGGCUCCCACCCACUGCAUCAGCAGCCUGCUGGUGAUGGACGACUUCAGCACCAUCAUCACGGGCUGCCACGACGGACAGAUCUGUCUCUGGGACAUGACGCCAGAGCUGGAGAUUUGUCCCAGGGCCAUGUUGUUUGGUCACACAGCCUCCAUCACCUGUCUGUCUAAAGCCAGUGCGUGCAGUGACAAACAGUACAUUGUCAGUGCAUCAGAGAGCGGAGAGAUGUGUUUAUGGGAUGUGAAUGAUGGCCGCUGUAUUGAGUUCACCAAGCUGGCCUGUGCCCACACUGGCAUACAGUUCUAUCAGUUCACCAUAGGCACCGAGAGGGAGGGACGUCUGCUUUGUAACGGCCAUUACCCAGAAAUCCUGGUGGUGGACGCCACCAGCCUCGAGGUCCUGUACUCGCUAGUGUCCAAGAUCUCUCCUGACUGGAUCAGCUCCAUGAGCAUUAUCCGAUCCCACCGGACACAAGAGGACACGGUGGUGGCGGUGUCAGUGACUGGGAUUUUGAAAGUCUGGAUCAUCACAGCUGAGGUCAGCAGGAUGCAGGAUCUUGACCCAGUGUUUGAAGAAGAGUCCAAACCCAUCUACUGUCAGGGCUGUCAGAGUAUUUCCUUCUGUACUUUCACUCAGAGCAGCCUGCUGGUCGUCUGCUCCAAAUACUGGAGGGUGUUUGAUGCAGGUGACUACUCGUUGCUGUGCUCGGUGCCCAGCGAUAACGACCAGGCGUGGACCGGAGGAGAGUUCAUUGCCGCAGACAAAGUCAUCAUCUGGACCGAAGACGGCUGCAGCUACAUCUAUAAGCUGCCCGCAAGCUGUCUACCUGCUAGUGAACAUUUCCGUAGCGAUGUCGGGAAAACUAAAGAAGGCUCCAUCCCUCCUCUGGUCUACAGCAUCGCUGAGCGCUCAGACAAACAGCUCCUCAUCUGUCCUCCCGUGACCCGGUUCUUCUUUGGGCGACGGGAGCCCUUCCACAAGCUGCUGAUCCAGGGAGACUCAGCAGGCAGAAUGUCCCUGUGGAGCAUCCCAGACACUUCACCUCUGCAGCCGCUGUCGACCGCUUCAGAGUUGCAGGUGUCAUCCACCAUCAGUCUCCAGGAGGCGUUUGAUAAGCUGACCCCCGUGUCUUCAGGCAUCAUCGACCAGCUCAGUGUCCUGCCUGGAAAAGAAGAACCCAUCAAGGUGACGGCCAGCGUCUACAUCCCCUCUCAGGGUCGACUGGUUUGCGGGAGAGAAGACGGCAGCAUCAUCCUGGUUCCUGCCACUCAGACAGCCAUCGUCCAGCUGCUGCAGGGGGAGCACAUGCUCAGGAGAGGCUGGCCGCCCCAUCGUACCCUGCGAGGUCAUCGGAACAAAGUGACGUGCGUCCUGUAUCCGUAUCAGAUCUCCCCCCGCUACGACCAGCGCUCGCUGGUGUCCGGAGGAGUGGACUUCUCCGUCAUCGUCUGGGACAUUUUCACCGGAGAGAUGAAGCACAUCUUCUGCGUCCACGGAGGAGAGAUCACCCAACUCAUCGUCCCACCAGAAAACUGCAGCACUCGAGUGCAGCACUGCGUCUGCUCAGUGGCCAGCGACCACUCAGUCGGCCUGCUCAGCCUCAGGGAGAGGAAAUGCAUCAUGCUGGCGUCGCGACACCUCUUCCCGAUCCAGGUCAUCAAGUGGCGUCCAGCAGAUGACUACUUGGUGGUCGGAUGCUCCGACGGGUCUGUCUACGUGUGGCAGAUGGAUACAGGAGCCUUGGACCGCUGUGUGAUGGGUAUAACAGCAAUAGAGAUCCUGAACGCCUGUGACGAGCUGGCUCCAGCCACCGUGGACGCUCUCAGCCACUCUGCGGUCAACCUGAAGCAGGCGAUGACUCGCCGCAGCCUGGCAGCGCUGAAGAACAUGGCCCAGCACAAACUGCAGACUCUUGCCACCAACCUGCUGGCUGCAGACAACGCUGACAAGGGCAAUUUGCCGAAAUACUCCCACAAUGCCCUGGUGGUGCAGGCUAUGAAGACCAACCUGACGGACCCUGACAUGCACGUGCUGUUCUUCGACGUGGAGGCGGUGAUAAUCCAGCUGCUGACAGAGGAAGCCCAGAGACCGAGCCCCACGCUGGUGUCUCCAGAGACGCUGCAGAAGAGCCAGGCGGGGGCCGACAAGGGGGGGUCCUUUCUGGCCAACAAGAUUUUCAAACAGGUGAAGGAGACGAUGAAGGAGACCAUCAAGGAGCACCUGCUGGACGAAGACGAGGAAGAGGAGGAGGAGAUGAGGAGGCGCGAGGAGAAGUCCAAGUCGCUGAGCCUGCUGGAAUACAACCUGACGAUGGACACGGCCAAGCUCUUCAUGUCUUGCCUGCACGCCUGGGGCCUCAACGAGCAGCUGGAUGGAAUCUGUCUGGAGAGACUGGGCAUGCUCAGACCACACUGCCCCAUCUCCUUCGGCCUGAUCUCCAGAGGAGGUCACAUGUCCCUCAUGCUGCCCACCUUCAAGGAGUCCUUGCUGCGGCAGCUGUCUCUGGCUACGGGUCGGAAGCUGAUGCUGUCGGACAUCGUCGGGAAGGGAACGUACGGCCUGUCGAGGGCCGUCACCACACAGCACCUCCUGUCCGUCAUCUCGCUGGCCAACACCCUAAUGGGCAUGACCAACGCCACCUUCGUCGGGGAACACAUGAAGAAGGCACCGGCCAGGCCUCCCAGACCAGGAGGAACCCCGGAGACUCCUCGCAGGACGCCGGCCACCCCCCCUCAGCCCUCCAACCCGGCGCUACAAGCCCAGAUCAAACAAGGUUGGAGCCAGCUGGCAGCUAUGCACUGUGUGAUGCUCCCUGACCUUCUGGGCCUGGACAAGUUUAGACCUCCUCUCCUGGAGAUGUUGGCGAGGAGAUGGCAGGACCGCUGUCUCGAGGUUCGAGAAGCAGCACAAGCUCUCCUAUUGGCUGAGUUGAGAAGGAUUGGCCAAUCUGGGCGUAAGGACACCAUCGACUUGUGGGCUCCCUACCUGCCUCAAUAUGUGGACACUGUCAGCUCCCCCGGUUCAGCCACUGAACCUGCCCCUCCGGCCCCGCCCCCUCCCGAGGCUCAGCCAAUAGAAACCAAGGCUCCCGAGGAGGAAAUGGACGUCACCGAUGACGACAUCACAGCAGGCUGUCUCUCCAACCUUCCACCAAACGCCAAGAAGAUCUCCAACUCGUACGAGGAGCGCCGCAAACAGGCCACCGCCAUCGUGCUGCUGGGGGUCAUCGGGGCCGAGUUCGGCGCUGAGAUCGAACCGCCGAAGGGUUCGGUGAGGGCCCGAGCCGGCGGACAGGCGCCCGAGGGCUUCGGGCUGACCAGCGGAGGAUCCAACUAUUCACUGGCCAGACACACAUGUAAGGCGCUGACCUUCCUGCUGCUGCAGCCCCCCAGCCCCAAGCUGCCGCCCCACAGCACAAUCCGCCGCACCGCCAUCGAUCUGAUUGGCCGAGGCUUCACCGUCUGGGAGCCGUACAUGGACGUGUCGGCGGUGCUCAUGGGACUGCUGGAGCUCUGCGCAGAUGCCGAGAAGCAGCUGGCCAAUAUUACCAUGGGUUUGCCACUCAACCCCCCAGCAGAUUCGGCUCGCUCAGCCCGCCACGCCAUCUCUCUUAUUGCCACCGCCCGGCCGCCCGCUUUCAUCACCACCAUCGCUAGAGAGGUUCAUCGGUUCAACGCGGCCCAGGCCAACUCUCAGUCGCAGCAGAACGUUCACACCACCACUCUGGCCAGAGCCAAGACUGAGAUCCUGCGAGUGAUCGACAUCCUGAUAGAGAAGAUGCCCGGAGACGUCGUGGAUCUGCUCGUCGAGGUGAUGGAUAUCAUCAUGUACUGUAUUGAAGGUUCUCUGGUGAAGAAGAAAGGAUUGCAGGAGUGUUUCCCUGCUAUUUGCAAGUUCUACAUGGUUGGUUACUGUGACCGCAGUCAUCGUAUCGCCGUCGGAGCUCGCCAAGGUUCGGUGGCCCUCUACGAUGUUCGUACGGGAAAAUGUCAGAACAUCCACGGUCAUAAGGGCCCAAUCACAGCGGUGUCGUUCGCACCUGAUGGGCGUUACCUAGCAACAUACUCCAACGCUGACAGCCACAUCUCCUUCUGGCAGAUGAACACCAGUCUGCUGGGCAGCAUCGGGAUGUUGAACUCGGCCCCUCAGCUCCGCUGCAUUAAGACAUACCAGGUUCCUCCGGUGCAGCCCGCGUCUCCAGGCUCCCAGAAUCACCUGAAGCUCGCCCGCCUCAUCUGGACCUCCAACCGCAACGUCAUCCUGAUGGCCCACGAUGGCAAGGAGCACCGCUUCAUGGUCUAAUCCUGAUCCAUAACUUGAGCUGAGCUUCCCGUUCUUACAUCUGACAGACCUGGUCCUGUUCUUAGGGUUUUUGCUCUUGAGUUCUUGAGACUGAAAAGCUGCAGAAUGAAUUCACAAAAUCGUCACUUUAGUUUAAAAAACAGAAAAGGUUUGGGUGUUCAAUGGGAUUUGUCUUAAAAAAACACAUUUCACCUGAAUAUUUGAAAAGAUCCAACUGCAGUUUGGCUAGAAAAGUAAAAACCCAGCUGAGGUCCAGGUAUAUCUAUAAAUUAGAGGUGAUCGUUUUUUGUUUUUAUCUCCUACAGUGAUACAGACUCACUCUGUAAUAUAUUUAAAGGCUGUGAUAGAAGGCUUGUUUACAGUAUGAUUUGCGUUGAUGUAUUUUUAGUUGUUUACACCUUCUUGUCAUUCCUAUUUAUUAGCUGUUUCUGCAGAAUAUCAUAGAUCUCCUCAAUCGCCAUCUCGCUGCAACCAUUUUUGGUCCUGACUACAUUUUCAGUCAUCCUUUUACCCACAAAUCAUUUGGCCUCCCAGCUAGCUUUUACUUUAUUUCAGGUAGUUGUGAUAAAUCGUAUCACUACACAUUUGCAGAUAUUUGUGGAUUUUAUUUUGCGAAACACUGAUUAGAACAGAUUUUAACAGUGACUCAAAAAUGAAUCGACAUUCUUUUCCAAACUUUCCGCUAAACUUUUUCUUUUUUUCCUCCAUUGCUGGAAUAAAUGUUGUGGACUGUUGAGAAUGAAGCUCUGACCUCUGUAAGACAAGUACACACUUUUCACAUUUCAAACUGCAUGUUUGUGUGUGUGUGUGUUUGCUUUUACUCUUCUGGCACCUUGGAAGCUUUUCCAUCCUUUCUGAGCUUCACGAAGAAAUGCAUGUGUGUAUGUAUGUGUCUAUGUGUAUGUGUUUGCACCCAAGUGUAUUUUUACUGGUAAACACACAUUCUCACUUCAGACUGCUCAUCCUAAAAGCUUGAUCACAGUAAACCAUAGAUGCUGGAGGUGCAGCAGUCCUCACUGCAAAUAUGAGAAAAAUCAACUAAGUAAAAAACUAACGAAGACAUUUUUUAAAGGUGUAACUGUAACACUUAAUGGUCCAACAAGAACGUUUGUGUGGUUUGAUGCACAAUGUAUCUUACAUAAAACUAUGACAGUGAGAAGCCAAACUGGUAGCUGAAAAAGAACCAACUUUUUUGUGGUCCACUAGGCAUCAUUAAAGGCUAGAAGGAGCAAAAGUGUUUACCUCAGGCUGCUACAACUAGUCUGCAUCAACACUUAUUGCUACUAUACUCAAUUAUGCAUUUUGACAUGCAAUGGAAAUAAAAACAACAAUGAGCACAAAGUAUUCCUUUGUGACUGGUACUACUAUAUGAAGUUUGUCAUUUAUCUCAUUUUCUUCUUUUGUAUUAAGUCUAAACACUUAGUUUUGUCCAUCAACUGGUUAUUCUCAGUCCAUUUGGUGUCUUUAGCUUUCCUGUUUUGUUCAAUUACAGCAAUCUUUAUAAUUCCUAUGUCCACAUUUUGGUCGGAAUCCUUAGAUGAACCACUUUUGAACCACGUUUUUUCCUGAUGGUGGGUCAUUUAAUUCACUUUUUUCUUCCUUUUUCAUAGUUUCAGUGCCUCCCAGGAUACUAAAGCUCUCCUGGAGGUUCAGAUGUUUAAAGAAAAACAGCGUCUGCUUCUUUUCUUGCAUCAUUUUAAAACCUCUGUUUUUUUGAGUGAGUGUGAUUUCUUGAGUGUGCGCUUCUUUGCAGACGACGACGCUUUAUAUUUGAAUGAUCGAUGUUAAGACUUCUUCAUUUACAGUUUAAUAUUUGCUCCCUGCCAUCUGAUGUUUAGGAGGGUAGAUAAAAAUGUGUACAUAUACAGUAUAUAUACAUAUAUAUUUCAUCAGAGCUGCUGUGUAAUGUAGUCUGGUGUUACUCUUGUACAGUGAGCGUGUGUCCUGUUUGGUGUAUUUAUUGUGGCUAACGUGACUGUCUGCCUGGCACUGACUAGUUCCUGAGAUCAUGAUCAUGAAUUUCCUGUGUUUUAUAUCUUGAUCUAUUUUUUUUACCCUCAGCCACUUGGGGAAAUUAGCAUAUUUGGGAUUAGUUAAAAGGCCAGAAUUAAGAUACCAGUUAAAAUAUCAGAAGGAGCAGAAAAAUGUGAUGAAAAUUAAAAACAUCACAGUAUAAUAUUUACAUCUUAAGGUGUUACAUAGAGAACUUGAGUCCUUUUAUUGAGGGAAACAAAAGGUCAUUAAUAGGACACAUUUACACUUUUUUUCUCUUUUUUUGAAGUAUAAAAGAAAACUACAUCGACCCUCUUGGAUGGUACUAACAGCAUUUUAUAAUUACCUGUUUACAGAGCAACUUAGCAGAAGCUUAACAUUUGAAUGGUUCAACUUCUCACGUUGCCGUGGUGAUGAAGUGUACUCUACGACGUGUGAGUACACUGACAUCAAUGUUAGCUGUGGUUACAGGUGCAACAGAGCACACUUAGGACUGCAUCAUGUUAAAUCUGGCUUAGAAGUUUGCCAGCAUGACUCUUUGCAGAUGACACACUUUUGCACAUUAUCACCUUAACUGUUGGCUUGGACCUUUUUUUCACUUCAAAUUUAUGUCACUGUUAUAGUGCACAAAGUUUUAUGCAGAGAGAGAAAUAUAUACAUAAAUAUAUAGAGAGAUAUGAGUUUAUAGAGUGACACUUUCUGUCAGAAUCAGACUGGGUUUCGAUGUUUUUACUUUGAUUUGUGUGAUUCUUCGAGGCGGCUGAUGUAUUUUUUUGUUUUAAGGACACUUUGCUCGCUUCGCUUCUAUCUUUUCCCCACCUUCCUCUCCUUCUUCCAUCUCCUGUCAGUUUCAUUAGUGCUGUCAGAAAGCUUCUAACACCGUUACACACCUGUAAACCCGAGCGUGUCAAAGCUUUUCACAAGUUCUUCCUCUAUUCAAAAAAAUAUAUAUCCAGCAGCUCGUCAGCACGGAUUUGAAAACACACACAAACACACACACACACACACACACACACACACACACACACAUACACACAUACACACAUAAACACAUAAACACACAUACACUCACAUGUCAAGUCCAGCAAGUCCAGACAGCUUUGAGAUCUUAAUCUUUCGUUUUCUCCACCACUCUUAACAGUUUGGGAAAGUAUGUUUUUGGCAGCCUCUCGAGGGAGGAAAGGUGAGAAAAAUGGAAGAAGGCAGAGAGGAAGAGCUGAAGAGUAAGUAACAAGUGAGGAAGAUCAGGUCAUCCACCCAGAAAAAAAGAGGAUCUUUGGGUGAAGCUAGUGAACCGAAAUGCCUCCAAGAACCUUCUGUUUUUUACUCAAAUGCAACUACAUGGAAAAAUAAGACGAAAUGUAACUUUAAGCACCUCCAAAAACUGCAGGCUUGGAAUGUUUAAUAGUCCUAAAUAGAUCUUUACAGCAGCCGAAAUUGACUGAAUUCUAUGAUUUAAAUGAAGAAAUAAUUACAUGUGAAUUUUUAGGGUUGCUUUCUUUUCACAUUGUCCCUUUCUCCUUCUUCCUCCUCUUUUCUUCCUUGUUUUCCUUUGAUAGCUAAAAGCAGCUUCAGUCCAUCUCUCAGACAAAUUUCUGCUUACAGUUUUCAACACACACACAUUCAUUCCUGACAUGUGAUUCAGCAGCUUCAUAUUUAAUAUAAAGAUACACCUGCGGAUAAAUUAUGAAUUUCACACUAAAUGUAAUGGGGUUUUUUUUUUUAAAUUAAUUUAGUUUUCAUUGUAAUGUGUAUUUAUUGUUUAUAAGUACAGUAAACUCAGUCUCUAUAUUUAAGAGUGUGUGUGUACGUGUGUGUGUGUGUGUGUGUGUGUGUGUGGUUGUGUGGGUGAUGUAGUGCAUGUAUAUGAGCUUCCUGUGAUGUAACACAGGUUGAAUCUACUGUUCAUCAUAUAAACAUGUGUUGUGUUAAAAUGUGCUGUUGUUGACUUUGUGUCCAAUAAAAAUGAA